Molecule: messenger RNA, 1578 nt
Organism: Camellia sinensis
Lineage: Eukaryota; Viridiplantae; Streptophyta; Magnoliopsida; Ericales; Theaceae
Product: choline monooxygenase, putative (CMO-like)
Molecular function (GO): 2 iron, 2 sulfur cluster binding; iron ion binding
Source: RefSeq, a predicted model, not a curated record
AUACGGAUAUGGGCAUUUUAAAAUUGAGAGAGAGAGAGAGAGAGAGAGGAGGUGAGAGCGAGCGCAUAGUAACAGUCGCCAUGGCGAUGACACUGGUGAAGCCCAACUCUUUCCAGCUGUUAGAAUCGAAGAAACCCAGAAAUCAAAACCACCCAUUUUUCAAUUCAAGCUUUGGCCAACGUCGAUCUAUCAUUCCAAUCUUCAAGUCUUCCUACAAUCCCAGCUUUAGUUCUUCUUAUUCGUCUCCAUCAUCAUCAUCACUUGAAACUCUGGACGAAGCUCGAAGAUUGGUCUACCAAUUCGACCCCAAAAUUCCCCUUGAAGAAGCCCUGACACCACCCAGUUCCUGGUACACCCAACCUUCUUUUCUCUCUCUUGAAUUCGAUCGUGUCUUCUUCCGAGGUUGGCAGGCCGUCGGAUGUACUGAACAGAUUAAAGAAUCUGGUAACUUUUUCACUGGCAGGUUGGGAAAUGUAGAGUAUGUGGUAUGCAGGGAUGAUAAUGGGAAUGUUCAUGCAUUUCACAAUGUCUGCCGCCAUCAUGCGUCGCUUCUCGCCUCUGGAAGUGGGCUAUUAUCUUGCUUUGUGUGCCCCUAUCAUGGUUGGACUUACGGGUUGGAUGGAGCACUUCUAAAGGCAACUAGAAUAACAGGAAUUCGGAACUUCAAUGUAAAUGAAUUUGGACUUAUUCCACUGAAAGUAGCUAUUUGGGGACCAUUUGUUCUGCUCAAUUUGGAAGACAUUCCGCCUCAACAAGCAGCUGAUGUCAACAAUAUAGGAAAAGAGUGGCUUGGUAGCUCAUCAGAGAUACUGAGUACCAACGGAGUUGACUCUUCUCUGAGUUACAUUUGCAGACGUGAAUAUACCAUUGAAUGUAACUGGAAGGUUUUCUGUGACAACUACUUGGAUGGUGGUUAUCAUGUACCAUAUGCACAUAAAGGUCUUUCAUCUGGUCUUAACCUCGAGUCCUAUUCUACCACAACAUUUGAGAAAGUUAGCAUCCAACAAUGUGAUGGUGGUUCAGCGGAAACUGAGAAUGAGUAUGAACGACUUGGAUCUAAAGCUCUGUAUGCUUUCAUUUAUCCAAAUUUCAUGAUUAAUAGGUAUGGGCCUUGGAUGGACACCAAUCUAGUACUCCCAAUAGGAUCCAGAAAAUGUCAAGUGAUAUUUGACUACUUCCUUGAUGCUUCCCUUAAGGAAGACAUAGCUUUCAUAGAGAGCAGUCUAGAAGAUAGUGAACGAGUGCAGAUGGAAGAUAUCAUCUUGUGUGAAGGUGUUCAGAGAGGCCUUGAAUCGCCUGCGUACUGUAGCGGUAGGUAUGCUCCGUCCGUGGAGAAGGCCAUGCACCAUUUCCACUGCCUACUUUAUCACAACCUUAUUAAUUAAUUGAUAUCUAAAUGGAAAUUGCCAGUGGUUACCUUCAAUCUUCAUGCUUCUCACCUCUUUUCCCCAUUACUGUGUGUGCUAUAUUAUAUAUAUACACUGGUGGUUAUUCAUUUGUUUAUUACCAUUGAUUAUUUUAGAGUAAAUUAUACUUUGCCCUUUUUAUGUGGCAGUCAAUGUGAUAUUUUUCAGUUAA